CACUGAUAGGUGGCACUGACUGGCAUCACUGCUGGGCACUGACUGGUGGCACUGCUAGGCAUUGACUGGCACAACUGCUGGGCACUGACUGGCACAACCACUGGGCACUGACUGGUGGCACUGACUGGCAGAACUGCUGGGCUGCACUGAUGGGCACUGGUGGGUGUCACUGGUGGGCAGAGGUGGAUGGCACUGGUGGGCACAUGUGGGUGGCACUGCUGGGCACAGGUGGGUGCACUGCUGGGCACAGGAGGGUGCACUGCUGGGCACAGGUGGGCGCACUGCUAGGCACAGGUGGGUGGUACAGGUGGGCGCACUGCUGGGCACAGGUCGGCGGAACUGGUGGGUGGCACUGCUGG
This is a messenger RNA of Staurois parvus, 359 nucleotides long. The record is from the annotation of a GenBank genome assembly. NCBI's taxonomy places the organism in Eukaryota, Metazoa, Chordata, Amphibia, Anura, Ranidae.